Molecule: messenger RNA, 3150 nt
Organism: Synchytrium microbalum
Lineage: Eukaryota; Fungi; Chytridiomycota; Chytridiomycetes; Synchytriales; Synchytriaceae
Exons: 2
Coding region: 1-3150 (1049 amino acids)
Source: RefSeq, a predicted model, not a curated record
AUGAACAGGUGGUUGGCGGCAUGGCUGGUUCUCAUCCUAUUUUUGCUGGCAGAUGCUUUAUGGAUUGGGUCGGGACUGGUCAAUUACGCCAAAGCGGCCGGAGGUGUCUAUGCCUUCCGAUACUUUGGCUUGGCCGCCUAUUUCCUAAUGACCUGGACCAUCUUGAAAUCGCGGAACGCACUCGAUGCUGCGGAAUGGGGUCUUAUUAUCUAUGGCAUCUUCAACCUUACCAACCUCUUUUUAUUUCAGUCAUGGACCUACCCCGUCGCCCUGGCGGAUACGCUGUGGGACAACAUGGUUGGUAGCACGCAACAUUCUCUCGAGCAUUAUCGGAUCCCACCUAGUAAGAAGACCACCACCUCGGACGCCACCCAUCAAUCGAUGAAUGGCGGGAAUUAUAAAGUAAGUCUGGAACCGACCGACUACCAAGACUUCUUGAAGGUCUACCUACGUGCCCUCGAAAACAAGGAGCCAAUGUAUUUGACCGAAAGGACCCCUAAGACCGAUCCGUUCCGCUUCUUCAUGGAUUUGGACUUUGAAUGGGACCUCCAAGUCAACUUUCGCGAGUGGUAUAAGGAAUUGAAGACCAUCCUACAGUCGGUGCUGCCAGGCCCUGUCUUCCUGUCGACUCGUCUCAACAAGGUGCAUGUUCAUUGCCCCACUCUCAUCGUCACGCGCAAUCAAGCCGUUUCGUGGCUGGUGAAGUGUCAGGAAGCUCUGGUGAAGGUCUACCCCAAAUUGUCGGGUACCAAGACGUUUGACAAAUCGGUAUACUCGUCCGGGCUGCGCAUGUUGGGUUCCAUGAAACCGCUUCACAAAAGCAGCCAUGACGAACCUGCGACCGCUCCGAAAAUAUAUCACUUGUUGGACGACGACUGUGAGCCAGUGUCCUUGUUGAAUGACGACAGUACCGAAGCCAAGAUUGCCAUCUUGAUGCAGAUGUCUAUUUUCAAUUUGGACGGCGCAGAACUGUAUCAGCCGGGCACCGAGACAGCCGUGGCUUCCUCCAGUUCGACCGAGCCAAUCAAGACAGUUCAUCACUUUGAUCUCUCAGACCUUACUAACCAUCGCGACGUGACUGAUUUCAUUUACAGGGAAUACGGUCACAUCGACGCCAAAAUCAAGCAGAUCAAAGCCGAGGGCAAGUCCUACAUCGUUGAACUUGAGGAACGCUACUGCCACUUUGUCCGUCGCAGUCACCGGUCCAAUCGGCAAUACUUGGUUAUCAACACCGAACAUGGUGUGAGCCAGCGUUGCCACGACAGCGACUGUCAAAGUCACUUACAUCAUAACAUUCCCUUUGACAAGUUGCCUUUGAUUUUGCAAUCGCUGUUCAUCCAAGGGCUGCGCUCGGUGUCGGAUGUAGUUAAAGAUCUCGUCAAGGACCAUGAACCGGUGGAAAUCGGUGAACCCAAGAAACGAGGUGCCGGUAUCAUUGUACCCAUCAAAUUUAAAAGUUGUCCUCUGUGUAGAGGCGAUGGAAUGUGUUCCCACCUUGAAAUCAUCAAGAACACUGGCGAAGCUUACAUUUCCUGCGUAGAACGCAUUGAAUCGACCCACCCCAACGAACCCUGGACCCUCGAUCGUCAGAAGUUGGCCAUCAUCUUCAACGGUCCCGUCAAUAUUGUCAACAACAACUACACCACCAUUUAUGCUGGAGACAAUGCUGACAUCGACGUCACCUUUGACAUCGUGUAUGAAAUCUUUGACGACCGCGAACUGAAUGCGCUAUGUUACCGCGCACUUGAUGGAACCACCAGUCAUCUCGUGGAUUUGCUGUACUACCUAGCUAAGGAUCGUUUUGCACAUGGAUGUCUGAAGAACGAGUCUUGGUACGAGUUUGUGGAACCUAGGUGGCGAGAACGUCAUCAAGGUAUCUUUACCUACAUUCCAAAGAUAUUGAUCGACGACGCCUUGCAGGUGGUCAAGAACUACUACCAAGAUCGGACACCGGAUGGGGAUCUGACCAAACUACAACUGCCUAAGCUGAAUCAAGUCAUCAGGGCCAUUUUGAACAAGCAGAAGCACAUGAUUGAACAAGAUGCUGUACCGCGGUUUGCUGUUGAGGAUUUUGUGCAGAAUCUGGACAGCAAGAGAUCGGUCAUUAGUUUUACCGACUGUGUUUAUGAUUUUGAUCUUCACGCCCCCCGAGAGGGACGCCGAGAGGACUACGUUCACAUGUCUACGGGCUACGCUUUCCCCCACAACUCUGAUCCCGCCAUUCGUGCCCGAAUUCUACAAUUCUUUGAAGAGAUUCAACCCGAUCCCGUGGAGAGACGCUACUUGCUGACCUUCUUGAGUACAUUGAUUCAUGGCGAAAAUCGGGAGGAAACCUUUCACAUCUUUACCGGGACCACUCGCAACGGCAAAUCGUUGUUGUGUGACUUGCUCAAACACACCUUGGGUGAUUACUAUGUGACCAUCGCCGCCAAUAUGCUUACCAAGGAGAGACCCUCACCGUCUCAACCUCAACCCGAUGUGAUGUGUUUGAAAUCAAAGCGAGUCGCCGUGGGGUCGGAGCCGGAAAAUGGGCAGAAGAUCAACACAGGCUAUAUGAAAUACAUCACUGGUAAUGACAUGCUCAGUGCUCGUGGUUUGUAUGAGAACAAGUUGACCGAGUUUAAGCCACAAUUCAAACUGAUCCUGUUGUGCAACACCAUUCCUAUGAUGGAUUCGAACGAUCAAGGAGUGUGGUCGCGUUCACGCAUCGUCAAUUUCCCCACGACCUUCACCGACAAUCCCACGUUACCCCACGAGAAGAAAAUUGACAAGACCUUGAAGCACAAGAUUCACGAGUGGGGUCCGGAGUUUAUGCUCAUGCUUCUGGAACAGUUUCACCAGGUAUACGAAGUGGAAGGUCUCGAGCCCACCCCGUUCGUGCUGCAAAAGACGCGCGAGUUCAAGGAGGAUUCGGACGAUGUGCUACAGUUUCUAACUGCGCAUUUGAUCGCAUCCCCGAAACACGUUCACCUUGAUACGGUGUACCAGCACUUCUUGGCGUGGAUACGAAUACAUUCCCCCAGCACCACCGUUAUGUCCUGUCGUGAGUUCAACAAGUCGAUCAAACACUACAGCCAAUACACUGUCUGUCCAGUAAAUGUGGAUGGUCACACCAAAGUAGGGAUCAAGAAUUACGAACUGUCGUCGUAA